Messenger RNA from Cryptomeria japonica (Japanese cedar), 660 nucleotides. RefSeq lists its product as uncharacterized. The transcript has a single exon. The record is from RefSeq and is a predicted model, not a curated record. Lineage: Eukaryota; Viridiplantae; Streptophyta; Pinopsida; Cupressales; Cupressaceae. Bases 1 to 660 code for a protein of 219 amino acids.
AUGGCUUUCCCAAAUGAGAAAUGGAUUCUAUUGCGGGAGUUUAAUACCCCAUUAUCUAGUAUGGAAAAGGCUAGUGGGAUGCCUAUUUCAGAUGAAAGUAGGCAGGACUUGGCGGAUAUGAUUAAUUCUCUGGGUUUGUUAGACCUUGAUCUCCUUGGGGAUAAAUUCACUUGGUUCAAUAGAAGAAGUGGGGGGGACCUCAUCCAAGUCAGACUAGAUAGAGCUAUUAUUUCUCCUGAGUGGAUUCAUGAUGCUUCUUGUAGAUUAAAUGUGUUAUCCAGAAUUGGAUUGGAUCAUUUCCCAAUUUGUCUGAGUAUAUCCCCUUUGAUCAAGAGGAAGGUCUUCCCCUUCAAGUUUGAGAAGAUGUGGCUUUUAGCUCCAGAUAUUCAUGACAAUAUUUCUAAAUGGUGGAAUGUUGACAUUCAGGGAACUGCAAUGUUUAGAGUGGCGAAGAAACUAUCCAAUGUCAAGUCCAAUAUCCAACUCUGGAAUAAAUCAUCCUUCAGCAAUAUUUUUCAGAUAAAAGAGAAGCUCAAGAAAGAUUUCGAUGAUGUCCAGUCUCAGAUUCAAGAUGUGGGGUAUGAUCCUAUAGUUAUGGACAAAGAAGUUGAAUUGUUUACCAAGAUUCAUGAUAUCAUCUCUAAGGAGGAGGAAAUCUAG